Messenger RNA from Dipodomys spectabilis (banner-tailed kangaroo rat), 2573 nucleotides. It is a transcript of the gene Dyrk1b, whose product is annotated as dual specificity tyrosine phosphorylation regulated kinase 1B. The coding region runs from base 134 to 2200 and encodes 688 amino acids. Gene Ontology annotation, cellular component: nucleus. The transcript is spliced from 11 exons. The record is from RefSeq and is a predicted model, not a curated record. Gene Ontology annotation, molecular function: transcription coactivator activity; ATP binding; protein serine/threonine/tyrosine kinase activity. Gene Ontology annotation, biological process: peptidyl-serine phosphorylation; positive regulation of DNA-templated transcription; protein autophosphorylation. Lineage: Eukaryota; Metazoa; Chordata; Mammalia; Rodentia; Heteromyidae.
AGCAGCGGUGGCGGCGGCGGCUGCUGUUGUCACCCACCGGCCGCCUGUCCCGCUUGCCCUCCUCGCUGCAGGGUUUGCCGGGCCGGCAGGGCCGGGGACAGGCGGCCACCUUCUGACCGCUGCCACCACCGCCAUGCUGGCCAUUCGCCCACCCCACUGGGGGCCCCACCGCGCCCCAGCCCCCCGUGGGCCCGGUGCCAGCCCUGACCAGGGUCUCAGCGGCGGUGGCAGCCGAGGUGCAGGAUGCGAGAAGGCGCCCCCCGGCCGGGCUCCCGCUCCAGGCCUCGCACCCCUGCGGCCCUCUGAGCCCACCAUGGCCGUUCCACCAGGCCAUGGCCCCUUCUCUGGCUUCCCGGGGCCCCAGGAGCACACACAGACAUUGCCUGAUGUGCGGCUGCUGCCUCGGAGGCUGCCGCUGGCCUUCCGGGAUGCCACUUCAGCCCCCCUGCGCAAGCUCUCUGUGGAUCUCAUCAAGACCUACAAGUACAUCAAUGAGGUGUACUAUGCGAAGAAGAAACGGCGGGCCCAGCAGGUGCCACCCCAGGACUCGAGCACCAAGAAGGAGAAGCGGGUCCUGAACCAUGGUUACGAUGACGACAACCAUGACUACAUUGUGCGCAGUGGCGAGCGCUGGCUGGAGCGCUACGAGAUUGACUCUCUGAUUGGCAAAGGCUCCUUUGGCCAGGUGGUGAAAGCCUAUGAUCAUCAGACCCAGGAGCUGGUGGCCAUCAAGAUCAUCAAGAACAAAAAGGCCUUCCUGAACCAGGCACAGAUCGAGUUGCGGCUGCUGGAGCUGAUGAACCAGCAUGACACAGAGAUGAAGUACUACAUAGUGCACCUGAAGCGGCACUUCAUGUUCCGGAACCACCUGUGCCUGGUGUUCGAGCUGCUGUCCUACAACCUGUAUGACCUCCUGCGAAACACACACUUCCGAGGCGUCUCGCUGAACCUGACCCGGAAGCUGGCGCAGCAGCUCUGUACAGCGUUGCUCUUCCUGGCCACGCCCGAACUCAGCAUCAUCCACUGCGACCUCAAGCCAGAGAACAUUCUCCUCUGCAACCCCAAGCGCAGUGCCAUCAAGAUCGUGGACUUCGGCAGCUCCUGCCAACUUGGCCAGCGGAUCUAUCAGUACAUCCAGAGCCGCUUCUACCGCUCCCCGGAGGUGCUCCUGGGCACACCCUACGACCUGGCCAUCGACAUGUGGUCCCUGGGCUGCAUCCUGGUAGAGAUGCACACUGGGGAGCCUCUCUUCAGUGGCUCCAAUGAGGUGGACCAGAUGGGCCGCAUUGUGGAGGUGCUGGGCAUCCCACCAGCCCCCAUGCUGGAGCAGGCCCCCAAGGCUCGCAAGUACUUUGAGCGGCUGCCUGGGGGUGGCUGGACCCUACGCAGGACAAAGGAACUCAGGAAGGAUUACCAGGGCCCCGGGACACGGCGGCUGCAGGAGGUGCUGGGCGUGCAGACGGGCGGGCCCGGGGGCCGGCGGGCGGGGGAGCCGGGCCACAGCCCCGCCGACUACCUCCGCUUCCAGGACCUGGUGCUGCGCAUGCUGGAGUACGAGCCUGCCGCCCGCAUCAGCCCCCUGGGCGCCCUGCAGCAUGGCUUCUUCCGCCGCACGGCCGACGAGGCCACCAACACGGGCCCGGCAGGCAGCAGUGCCUCCACCUCGCCCGCGCCCCUCGACACCUGCCCCUCCUCUAGCACCGCCAGCUCCAUCUCCAGCUCGGGAGGUUCCAGUGGCUCCUCCAGUGACAACCGGGCCUACCGCUACAGCAACCGAUAUUGUGGGGGCCCUGGGCCCCCAAUCUCUGACUGUGAGAUGAACAGCCCCCAGGUUCUGCCCUCCCAGCCGCUGCGCCCCUGGGCAGGGGGCGAUGUGCCCCACAAGACACAUCAAGCCCCUACCUCUGCCUCAUCACUGCCGGGGACCGGGGCCCAGUUACCCCCCCAGCCCCGAUGCCUUGGCCGUCCCCCAUCACCAACCUCACCACCACCCCCGGAGCUGAUGGAUGUGAGCCUGGUGGGAGGCCCUUCAGACUCCCCACCUCACCCAGCGCCUGCCCCCCAGCACCCGGCUGCCUCAGCCCUCCGGACUCGGAUGACAGGAGGUCGUCCACCUCUCCCACCCCCUGAUGACCCUGCCUCUCUGGGGCCUCGCCUGGGCCUCCGUGGUGUACCCCAGAGCACAGCAGCCAGCUCAUGACCCCGCCCCCUCUCUGGGGCCCUUCCUGAAGCCAUACCCCCCCCCCCCAUCUGGGGGCCCUGGGCUCCCAUCCUCAUCUCUCCCCCUAGACUGGAAUUGCUGCUACCCAGCUGGGGUGGGUGAGGCCUGCACUGAUUGGGGCCUGGGGAAAGGGUCAAGGAGAGGGGUUUGGCCACACCCUCCCCACUAAGGACUGGACCCUUGGCCUCCUCUCCCCCUUGUUUUCUAUUUAUUGUACCAAAGACAGUGGUGGUCCGGUGGGGGAGGGGGAGACAUUCUCCCUUGCCCCAGGAUCCUAGGAGGGGUGGGGGCAGGUAGGGGGAGAUGGCCUUGCUCCUCCUCGCUGUACCCCCCAGUAAAGAGCUUUCUCACA